This is a messenger RNA of Fusarium pseudograminearum CS3096, 969 nucleotides long. RefSeq lists its product as uncharacterized. Bases 1 to 969 code for a protein of 322 amino acids. The transcript has a single exon. Lineage: Eukaryota; Fungi; Ascomycota; Sordariomycetes; Hypocreales; Nectriaceae. The record is from RefSeq and is a predicted model, not a curated record.
AUGUCUCACGUAGCAGAAGAUCUUGUUCUCCCUCGCCCCGGUGCGGAAACCUCACCCCAGGAGCCGAUACAAGGCCCUUCGGAAGAAUCAUUCACAAAGACUUUCGGAGCACUCCUCCCACCCGCCAAGUUUCUCAAAACUGCCCACGGCAAAGUUGCGUACUAUGAGACCCUCUCUUCAGCGUCCGAGCGGCCAAUCGAUCGUGUACUUUUCAUUCAUGGCGUCCAGACCCCGGCAUUAGGCAUGCUUCCUCUCAGCCGCACGCUUGGAAAGUCUUUUCCUCAUGCGCACCUGGUUUUGGUAGAUCUCUGGGGCCAUGGAUUGAGCGACACGCCAAUUCUGCCCCAUGAACAGUCCUUGUUCCAUCAAUUGAUCGACGACUUGCUUGAUCAUCUCCAAUGGCCUUCGGCUCACCUCGUUGGUUUCUCCUUUGGUGGAGUUACCACGGCCAGCUACGUUGUAAAAAGACCAGCCCGGGUAAAGAGUUUCGUGCUCGUCGCUCCCGCUGGUCUUCUUCGUUCCUCAGAUUUCACGCAAGAGGAACAAUCUCACCUCCACGGGGGCGAUGAAAUAGCAGCGAGGAAAUGGGUCCUAGACUUCCUUGAGGGUGGUGAUCUUGUCGUGCCCAAUGACUGGGAAGAUAAGGUAGCAAAAGGUGAGAUCGUGGCUGAAGCAGUGAGACAUUGGCAGAUGCAAGAGCAUUCCGGACACGUAGCCUCUGUGGUAGCGAUAGUCAGAGAUGGCGGUGUGAUGGACUCACAUGCGCAAUUCUCCAAAGCGUCGCAGAUGGGAAUUCCAAAUCUCGCGGUGCUUGGUGAACUGGACGGUCUGGUCAACGCGCAGCAGCUUGAGGAGCAUGGGUUCAAGAAUGUUUUUGUUGUGCCUCAAGUUGGCCAUGGGGUGGUGAGGGAUAAAGUGGAUGAGGUUGCAUCUCAAAUUGGUACUUUCUGGGACAAGCUUGAUAAUUAA